UGGGGAGCUCAGAGGCUGACAAAGUGGUAUAUACUAAUGUACAAGUGUCAGGAUGAGAACAGGGGGGGCGGUAUUGAGUUGAGCGCUGUGAAAUACACCCAUGCAAAGCAAGGCAGUGGUAGAAUACAGAGAAAGCUGUAAGUGUGCUUGGUAUUCUUUUAUUUGGGCAGCUUUCUCCCAUCACCAAUUCGCUUGGACCUGUGCAGCUCUCUUUAUCCGCUAACAGGCACCGAAUAUAUGGCGCUCUAAAAGUGUCAAAGCAGCUCCUUUCUCUCCUCUGAAUGGGGCGACACGUGGAAAAGCUGCUUCUCAGUGAGAGGCUUGCUCCUCAGCCAGAUACAUUGCACUAUCACACAGCCUCUCUUUUUUCUUCUUCUUCUUUCUCCCCCCUCUCAAAGCCCGAUCCGUUUCUCCUCAGGGGCAAUGACUGCCUCCAUUAAUGAUUCACGGACUCAAAUAAAAGGGGAUUUAAGUUGACGUUGCGUCACGUGAGCAGGGCGCAUAAUACCGCGCGGUGUUAUGGCACUGGAACGAAAACCGGAGCACCGGUCUGGCCAUAUGAUGCAGAUUAUAUGCUGGUUACCCCUACUUUCCAGGAAAGGAGCCCUUGCUUUGUAGUUUUUUUUCUUUCUUUUUUUUUUUGUAUAUAAAAAAAAAGGAAAGAAAGAAACUCGAUUCAAGCCGAGCAGAAGAGGAGAGGAUCCCUGGGUUUUGUGGAUGUAUUCUGUUGUCACAGACGGAUAUGUGUUUUUGUUUUUUGUUUUUUUACCACACGGACGGGAGUCGGAGCCCGAGCUUUGGGAGGAUGGAUUUUAUUUUGAGAAAUCCGGCCGAGUAGCUUCAGACGCAGUCUCGGAAACACCCUGAGCUGCCUUUGGUUCACCCAAGGAGGCCAUUGGCGGAGAGGCGUCACGUGACCACGGGGUGCCAAUGUUAUUCUACGAGGGUGUCAAGACCCUGUCAGUUUCUGAAAUAAAUAUUGGGAAACGGCGAGAUGCAAAAGGCGACCUACUACGACAGCUCCGCAAUUUACAGUGGCUACCCGUAUCAAAGCGCAAAUGGUUUCGGUUAUGAUGCCAAUCAGGUCCAAUAUCCCAGGGCUUCUCAUGUGGAAAGCGAGUACCAUCGACCCGCCUGCUCCCUGCAGUCUCCCGGUGGCGGCUCAGUGGCUCUGCAGAAGCCGGGGGAGAUGGUGGCGGAGGGCUGCGACAGGGCCAUUCAGGCAGCGCAGGCCAAGGUUCUCCCCGAAAGCAAUCAUCAAGCGCCGGUGUCAGGCCCACCCCCUCCCCCCUCACAGUCCCCAAGUGGAGUCAGCCAAGAUGCAAGCAACGGGUCCGUCCAGCCCAGUGCAGCCAAGAACGGCUCCCCGACUUCUACUACUCGCAACAAGCAGAUCUUCCCUUGGAUGAAGGAGUCCCGUCAGAACACCAAACAGAAACCUGCCAGCAGCUCCAGUUCAGUGGAGAGUUGCCCCGGAGACAAGAGUCCUCCGGGGUCAGCAGCAUCAAAGAGGGCCCGGACAGCUUACACCAGUGCGCAGCUCGUGGAGCUGGAGAAGGAGUUCCACUUCAACCGGUACCUGUGCAGGCCCAGGAGGGUGGAGAUGGCCAACCUGCUCAACCUCACGGAAAGACAGAUUAAAAUCUGGUUCCAGAACCGACGGAUGAAGUACAAAAAGGAUCAAAAGGGCGUCGGGAUGAUGCCGUCUCCCGGUGGACAGUCUCCGCGCAGCCCAGUCGGUCCUCCAUCCGGUGGGGGUGGUGGUGGAGGGAGCGGAUACCUCAACUCUAUGCAUUCUCUCGUUAACAGUGUACAAUACGAGUCACAGUCUCCAACCUCUUACAAUAAAACUCAUCAAAAUGCCUAUGGUAUGGCUACGUCAUAUCCCCCACCUCUGAGCAACUCUCUCAACAGCUGCCCACCCCCCCAGAAGAGGUACCCUGGGACGGACUCGGCCACGCCCGAGUAUGAAGCGCACCACCCACUGCACGGAAACGGCAACUACGGCGCGCACAUGCAGGGCAGCCCCGUCUAUGUCGGCGGAGGCUACAUCGACUCUGUGCCCAGCUCUGGGGCCUCGGUUUUCGGCCUCACCCACCUCCCUCACCCUCCACCUCCGUCUGGGAGCAUGGAGUACAACGGUGCGAUCACAAUGGGCAACAACGGCGGUCAGCAUCACGGAGUAUGCGAUGCGACGCCGACAUAUACAGACUUAACGCCGCACUAUUCUCAGGGAAGAAUCCAGGAAGCGCCCAAACUGACGCAUCUGUAGCAUGCGGCGCAAGCCUGGAUCACUCCGCCCCAUUGUCUCAUCCACCUCCAGACAUAUGCCCCCCCCCCUCCCUGCUUUGUUUCUGAGCCUCCUCACGGCUCCCACCUUCUCCUUUUGCCUUUUAUUUUGUUUGUUUGUGUUCUCUAUAGUUUGAUGUGUGAAGUAGCGUAGGAUAAAUAACCACGACUUGCUUGAAUUUUCCUCUAUUUGCUUGUGUCAUUGUCUCACAAAGACCUUUAUGUAAUAUAGAGUGUCUAUAGCGCCGAACGAAGGGAGACAAGAAGGGCAACAGCAUAGCAUAUGCAUAGGCUUAUUUAAUCUUUUCCUUUUGGAAACGUAUUUUAUUUUUUUCAAAAUCUCAAACAGGGUAUUAUGAACACAUGUUAUUCAUUUUCAAUGUGAAGCUGUCUGUCCUUAUUUAUCCGCAAUUGAAGAAGUAUGGUUAGCUAUUUUUGCACUUGUGUACAAAAAGAACCUUAAGAGCCAGGAGCUGGUAAUGUGAGGAGAUUACAUUUUAGAAAGAAAAAAAAAAAAAAACAGAGGGUCAUGGGCUUGCACAGCCCCCCUUUUUCCUUUUGUUUUGUUCCAUUGGACUUCUUAAAUGUUAUUUAUUUAGACUCCAAUAGUAUUAUUUGACACCCUCCCAUCUUUGUCUUCAUGGGGGAGAAGGUUGGAGAAAAAUUAGCGCCAUGUUCGCCAUAUAAUUUCAGCCAUGUCACUAGAUUGCAGGCUAAAUGUUUCAAUUUUUUUUCUAAGUAUUAUUAUGAUCAUUUGAGGAGGUGUUUUUUUUUCUUUGUAAGAGAAUGAAAAAAAGAAGUCAAUCAGUCACGGAAAAAGGGUGGAAAGAAGGACACACGUUUUUAAUUUCUUUAUUGAAUAAAAGGCAAAAACAAAUCAUAUUUUUUUUUCUUCUUCUAGAUGUCAAACAUUCCAUGCUGCUCCAGUUCGAAGAAAUGAAUAAAAGAAUUGAAGUAAAAAUCAGAUCUAUCAGUUUUAAUUUUAAAAGCCACAGACAUAGUUAUACAUUUACGAUACAAUGUACCGUUAGUUCUAACUUAACCAAAACAAAAAUAAUAAAAAGGAGUCAUCAACUUAUAAAACAAAAUGAAAAAUAGCAUCUUACUGAUGGAUUUUUUUUUUAAAUGCAAAAAAAUUAAUAUAAACACUGCAUGCUAUCAAUUGAUUUAACAAUAAAACACGUUAAAAUAGUGAAACGUUUUUAUUCAAUAAACAAGAACAACUUACAGCUAAAAUACCAAACAUUUGAUCUAUUUACUCUCAUUCUCGGGGGUGGGCUCCCUCUUUUUUUCCCCCAGCGCGUCUCUCUCAUCUGCGUGGGCACAUCCAUAAUAAUAAAAAUGUCAACCGGGUCUUCGUGGAGGGUUCUGCAAGGAGACAACAAGCCAAAUGAGAAAUCAUUUAGAAAUAAUCCGCCUAUGUGUAUAGUCAGUCAAACGCCGUGCAGAAAGGACGCGGUUUAAAAUGCAAUAAUGGGCAUUAUUUGUUCAAUCAUUCCCUGAAAUGUGUAGAUUUUGCUCCAUGAUAUCGACCAAAGCCGGCAGCAGAGGAACACAGACGGCCUAUAACAUUUUCUUUCUUUUUUAUUUUUUAUUUCCAAUGCAAAAAUAAAUUAGUAAUGUUUUGCUUUUUGAAAGCUGCAACCUAUCGUUUAUUUUUUUUAGCUAAUAAAAAAAGCAAGCUGAAAUUCCCAGUGUUGAAUUUCAAGUGGAACAGGCCAUCCAAUAAAUCCGUGCGUAAAGAUAUUUCUCCAAAACAAGCCUCUGAUAGAUUUUGUUUAAUUAUGUUUUACAACUAACUUAUUUAUUCUCCCGUUUUCUUUCUGCUCCCAUUUUGAGCUACACAUGAUUGAUAUCAGAGGGCACGAACAUUACCAGCGAUGACAUAUGGUUAGCAGGGAAACCUAGAACAAUUGAAGCAUGGUGUGGCAUGGGGGAAAAAAAGGCCAACGUUUUGAGUAUUUCUACAUCAGACACAGAAACACACAUGCACACGCGUACUCUGCAGGACACCGAUUUGACCCACAUGCGCCAUACAGGUAGAAAACAAAUACAUUGCUUUUAAACUCAAAAUUGAGUGUAUGGAGUGUUUCUCUUAGCAUUCGUGGGAAACUACUCCCUAAAUCACUGCUGCUGUAAAGAUAAGUGCAGAGGACGCACUGGGCUCCCCUAAAUGCCGCCACCCACUCCCUGUCUUGGAAACAAAGCCUGUGCGUAAUUCCAAAAUAGCCAUUCGUCUCUUCUCUUAGCAACUCCCUACUUGUCCACUUGCAAAAAUUGGAGCAUUAAAAAAAA
Molecule: messenger RNA, 4584 nt
Organism: Cyprinodon variegatus (sheepshead minnow)
Lineage: Eukaryota; Metazoa; Chordata; Actinopteri; Cyprinodontiformes; Cyprinodontidae
Gene: hoxa3a
Product: homeobox A3
Exons: 4
Coding region: 995-2272 (425 amino acids)
Biological process (GO): regulation of transcription by RNA polymerase II
Cellular component (GO): nucleus
Molecular function (GO): DNA-binding transcription factor activity, RNA polymerase II-specific; RNA polymerase II cis-regulatory region sequence-specific DNA binding
Source: RefSeq, a predicted model, not a curated record